AUGUCGGAUGCCUCCCUAUCGGAUAUCCACUUGGAAGUAGCAUUGCCACCUGUCGAGUACUCAGAUGCUGAGGUUCCCUUCGAAUACCGCUCUCGUGCUGUGCCUCCUCGAAAGAAGAGAGAGAAGCGACCAGAAGCAACAACAGCAGCUGAGGAGAUUGUUCGCAUCCCUCGAGAGAAGGAUGUUGUCCAGGGGGUUCGUAAAAAAGUGCGUGAAGAAGCGGCUUCAAGGCCAGCUUCUCCUGAGGCUGUUGCCCAUAAGCGUUGCUGUGUUCUCAUGUGA
Perkinsus marinus ATCC 50983 is the source of this 282-nucleotide messenger RNA. RefSeq lists its product as hypothetical. Bases 1 to 282 code for a protein of 93 amino acids. The transcript has a single exon. The record is from RefSeq and is a predicted model, not a curated record. Lineage: Eukaryota; Perkinsozoa; Perkinsida; Perkinsidae.